AUGAGGCAGUCACAGAUCCAGAAGAGUGCACCAGUGAUGGGAUGGCCUAAGACUACUACUAGUAAUGAGGAUAAGAACAAAGGGUACCGACUGGAGAAGUAUUUGGACCUAAAAUCUCCAAAUCAGAGGGAUGAAAUUGCAGGUGCCCGGGCCUCAUUGAAGGAGAACUCCCCCAUACUGCAUUCAAUUUGUUCAGCUUGUUUGGAACAUUCUGAUGUUGCAUCCCUUAAAGCUAGCAAGGACACAGUUUGUGGAGAAAUUCAGAAUGCCCUCAAUGUAAUUUCAAAUGCUUCACAGGGCAUCCAGAACAUGUUAGCCCCACCAGAGCCUCAGGCAGCAACCCUGGGAAGUGCCCUUGAUGAGCUUGAGAGUUUAAUUGUCUUGGAUCCACUCACAGUGACUGAGGAGGAAAUAAGACCGUCCCUAGAGAAACGCCUUGAAGCCAUAAUCAGUGGGGCUGCUCUGUUGGCGGACUCUUCCUGCACAAGAGAUUUCCAUCGGGAGCGGAUCAUUGCAGAAUGCAACGCCAUUCGCCAGGCUCUCCAGGACCUGCUUUCAGAGUACAUGAGCAAUGUAGGUAACUGGUUUUCCCUGACCCCAUACACUGGGAAUGUGCCGAGGUUCUUUGUGUGUACAAAACGUGAUAAAUUGUGA
Messenger RNA from Odocoileus virginianus texanus, 654 nucleotides. NCBI's taxonomy places the organism in Eukaryota, Metazoa, Chordata, Mammalia, Artiodactyla, Cervidae. The record is from RefSeq and is a predicted model, not a curated record.